AGCGAUUUGAAAAAUGACUAGCUUGCUUGAAGGCGCAAAGCUAUUUAUUUGACUGAUUUUGUAUUUUUGAACUUGUUUUUUUUUAAAGCGUGUUUUUAGUAUUUAGUUUUUUCAUGUAAAUCAAAAUAGUUUUAGGGUAAAUAUUCAGAAAUUAAAUAAGUAUGGACGCACAAUUAGUCAAGCUUGUGCACAUUUGUUUCUUGAUUAUUCCCACUCAAUCGGGAUUGACAGAAGCAAAAGUAUCAGAGUCAAAAGGAGUCUUAGUUUUACAUCACAGUAAUAUAAAUAUUUACUUUAGCGAGUCAGCGCUGAUGGGGUAAGAAUUAUGUUUAAAUUUAUAGUUAUAUUUAAAACUAUAAUUUAAUUAAAAUAUAAAUAUUUUUUUUUUAAACAUAAAAGAAAAUUCCUGUUUUAGCAGGGUUCAUGAAAUUAUUUAUAUUUCUUUAAAUUACUUACCAUCCUACUUACUUAUGUCGUAACACCAUUUUGGGAAAAUGACUUUAAACAAGAAUUGUCCAUUAGUUUCCAGAUGUAUCAAUUACUUUGCUUGUCUGCAUCUAGCACGUGUUUCAAAGUAUCCUUAGGCAUUCCUCUCUUUGAUUUUUCUCUGUGGAUUCCGUGUUUUCGGAGGGUGCGUCAUGCCUACCUUCAUCUUUUCUUCAUGUUUUUUUCAUCAAGAUUUGUUCAACAAUAGUCUUCUGGAAUGUUCUUUCCAGUAAGUGUUUGUUGGUAAUGGUGUUUAGCCAUUUGAUGUUUAGAAUCUAUCUAAAAGGGAACUUGUUUAUGAUGGUAUCUAUUUUCUGCGUAAUCCUCGCUAUUCUUCAGCAACAGAAAGCUCCAUUGAGUAGGACAGUUUUUAUAUUUGUUAUGAAGAUUGUGACUUUGGUUUGCAGUCAGCUUAUUUGACACACUUACUUUCUUUUGCUGCACAAAUAUUAACCUACCCUUUCCAAUAUGAGCCAUGACAUUCGCUUCAGAUCGACCAUUUAUGUCAAUGGUGAUGUCUAAAUAUGUGAAGAUCUUCACUUCUUUCAUUGCAUUUACUGCUAGCGAGAUAUGCUAUUGGUCGGCGGAUUUUACCUUCAUGAUAUUUGUAUUACUUUUAUUUUUAUUGAGUUCGAGCUGUGCUGAAAUGAUGGGUACGUCUUUAGACUUUUCCUGCAUUUUUUCCUGGUUGGGGGACGAAAAUCAAUGUCAUCUGCAAAGUCAAGGUCAUUCAGUUUUCCUAGGGUGUUCAUGCACUGCAUCCCGUUUCUUUUUUUUUUUUUUGUUGCUUGGAUUUUUUCUUUUUCUAUUCAAUGGCAAGGAAGAAUAGGAAGGGAGAAAAUCAAUGUCAUCUGCAAAGUCAAGGUCAUUCAGUUUUCCUAGGGUGUUCAUGCACUGCAUCCCGUUUCUUUUUUUUUUUUUUUUGUUGCAUGGAUUAUUUCAUUAUCUAGUCAAUGGCAAGGAAGAAUAGGAAGGGGACAAGAGAUAUACUUGUCUGACUCCUGCUUUCACAGGGCAUCUGUACCCCAUUUGUGUACCACCCUGCAUUUCAUUUAUUCAUAAGAACUCUACAUGAUCCGGACAAUUUUCCUGUACCCAAGGUGCCGGAGAAGUUGCCACAAGGUUUGUCGAUCCAAGCUAUCAAAGGCCUUUCGUAGUACUACAAUUUAUCAGCAAGGGAGAUUGCCAUUCGAUGGACUCUUCUACAAUCAUUCAUAGUGUUGCAAUUUGAUUUCUGCAUGAUCUGUUUCGACUGUAGUUCUUGUAGCUCUUUCUAAUUUUCAUUGAUAUAUACAACUGAUUCUUUUAAUAUUUAAAAAAAAUAAAUAAUAAUAAUAAUAUAAAGCUAAAUUAAUAUCUAGAAAUACAUAAAAUAAUUUUGAAAUUUGUGUUAGCACCGAAAAGUGCACUAUGCAUAGAAAUUAAUAUUAAAUUCAAUAAAAUACUUUUGGUUUCAAAUUAAUUUGUUUUUGAAUAAGCUAAAACUGUUCAAAACGUACUUAAUCCUACCCUUUAGCAAUGAAAAUAAAUAUUAAUUAUUACCCUUUUGUUAGUGUUUAGCUGAUCCUACUCAUAAUCUGUGUGAUAGUUUGCAAUGUAAUUAACGCAUUUAUAAAAAAAAUAUGUAAGGAUAUUUCUGUGUUUUUUCUUUGUAUUAUCUCUACAGAUUUCUAAACUGUUUAUCUGACGUCUACAUCGAACCAUGCAAAAUGUCCACACAACCUUCAAGUUCAAAGGUCUUUUUUGUGCUGCCGAAAAACGGGACAACAAAUAACAACUCAAAUCAAACUUUCAUGAAUAUCAACUGUUCUUUACAUCAAGGUGACAUCGAUCCUUCUAACUUUUCUUAUUUUAACAUAGGUUGCGUCCAGGGUGAAACACUUUGUGAUACGAUAAUAAACGUUAAAGCAAGUCGGACCUCCUACACAAACAACACAUUGCUUAAAACGUAUCAGAUCAGCUGGCAACCGCAUGUUUCGGUCAAAUUGAUCAACAACAGCUUUGAUAUUAUCAGCCUGGAUACUUGCAAAAAAUUUUCAACAAAUAUAUAUUUACUGUACGUCCUGCCCGUAAAUAUUAUAACGAUAUGUAUUAUCUCGAUGAUAGUUACUCUGUUGCUAAAAAGGAAGAAAUUGUGUCGACUCAGUGACAUUAAUUCCCAUGAUGUAGUAGUAUACGAAGAAAUUGAAUCAUCUUUGUAUUCAAAUAUUCCUUUACAGAAAACAAUGACAGGCACUGUUGACAACCAAUGCGUUGGAAAAUCUGUUUGCGUUAAGGAAAAUAAUUACGUCAUCGGAAGGCAAAGUGGAGAUAGAACGCAGCAAGCAGGCUCACUAUUCAGUGUGUAUGUCAAUUUCAAAGAAAACGACAAUGAAGCUAUUGAAAAUGGUAUUGUAGAAGGGGAUCAAACACAAUUGACUUACUACGUAGUAGAGCCAGAAACUGAAUCCUUUGGCGACGAGCAGUCUUAAAUGUGAA
Molecule: messenger RNA, 2964 nt
Organism: Lymnaea stagnalis (great pond snail)
Lineage: Eukaryota; Metazoa; Mollusca; Gastropoda; Lymnaeidae
Source: the annotation of a GenBank genome assembly